Messenger RNA from Astyanax mexicanus (Mexican tetra), 624 nucleotides. RefSeq names its product syncollin. Bases 43 to 438 code for a protein of 131 amino acids. Gene Ontology annotation, biological process: exocytosis. The transcript has a single exon. Gene Ontology annotation, cellular component: secretory granule membrane. Lineage: Eukaryota; Metazoa; Chordata; Actinopteri; Characiformes; Acestrorhamphidae. The record is from RefSeq and is a predicted model, not a curated record.
UCAGGCUCCUGGAGCUCUGUUCGUCUGACACAGACUGAAAUCAUGAAGGUAGCUGUUGCUCUUCUCCUUUGUGCCUUGUGCUUCGUGGGCCUGGAUGCACAGUGCCCAGAAGCAAACGCCCUGUAUGAUCUCGAAGGCACCAAGCUGUGCGCUCGUCUGUACGCACAGAGUAACAUCUACUACGACCAAAGCUGCCAAGGAGACUACCUUGACAUCUACCCCAAUGAUGACGUCCCGACCAUCGCAUGGCGCUGGAACAACCGUGCCUCUGCCCUGGUGGUGAGCAGGCUAUGCAACCUGACGGUGUGGUCCCGCAUCAGAAAGGAAGGCACCAAGAGGAAGUUUUCUCCUGGCAUCCAGUACCGCCUCAAGGACGUGCAGAAGGGCCUGUUUGGAAACUGGGACAAUAGCAUCUCUGGAUACUACUGCACAUGCUAGACUCUGCUGAAGCGAACCAGGAAAGAAAGAGACUGUAAUCACCAGCUGUUAAUCUGUGUGUCAUCAGAGGAAUCAAACGUUCAUCAUUCAAUCUGUCAACUUGUCAAAAAAAACACUGACUUGACUGAUUCAUUUCAGUUGUUUUUACUGAAUAAAAUAACUGAUCAACAGUCUUCCUGCUUUAAA